AUGAGAGGGGUAUCUGAAAUAGCCUACAGGUUAAGGAAAUCACACAUCAUAAGAUACUUACUACCAUUAUUCACUACCUUCUUGGUUAUCUCUAUUUUAUAUAGUAGAAGUAAUAUCGAAAUAGGGACCAAUGAUUUAAUACAAAAACACAGGUGGGCCCAUGAAGAUGAAGAUUCAUUUUAUUUCACAUAUUCCAAAAAGUUUAAAAUGCCAGCGUAUUCAUAUAAUUCAAAAAAAGAUUCAAACAAAAAUUGGCUAUUUUUCAGUAGUAAACAAGAAGAUGUAAUCCCACAAUCCCAUAUUGCUCACUAUGAUUUAAAUAAGUUGAAAAGCACGGCAAAUGCAGCUGUUGACAAAGAACAAAUCUUAAUUUUAACUCCUAUGCAAACUUUUCAUGCUAAAUAUUGGGAAAAUUUAUUACAAUUAACUUAUCCAAGAGAAUUAAUUGAAUUAGGUUUUAUUAUACCAAGAAGCAAGUCUGGUGACAAUGCUUUGAAAUUGUUGGAGAGAGAAAUUAAAAAAAUUCAAACUGGUAAAAAGGAACAACGUUUUCAUAAAAUCACAGUUUUAAGACAAGAAUCACCCAGUUUUAAUGAAUUGGGCGAGAAACAAAGACAUGCUCUAGAGGUUCAAAAAGAAAGACGUGCUAAAAUGGCACUAGCCAGAAAUGAACUAUUGUUUUCUACUAUCGGUCCAUAUACCUCCUGGGUCUUAUGGUUGGAUGCUGAUAUUGUUGAAACUCCACCAACUUUACUUCAAGAUAUGACUUCUCACGAUAAACCUGUUCUAGCUGCUAAUAUUUACCAAAAAUUCAAAAACCCAGACGACAAUAAUAAAAUUGAUAUUAGGCCAUAUGAUUUUAAUAAUUGGGCUGAAAGCGCCAUUGCUUUGGAAUUAGCUUCUAAAAUGGAUAAUGACGAAAUCAUAGUGGAAGGUUAUAGCGAACUUGCCACAUACAGGCCUUUAAUGGCUCAUCUUUAUGAUCAGAAUGGUGACAUUAAUGCUGAAAUGCAUUUAGAUGGUGUUGGUGGUGGUUGUACUUUAGUUAAGGCCGAGGUUCAUAGAGACGGUGCAAUGUUCCCUAAUUUCCCAUUUUAUCAUUUGAUUGAGACUGAAGGUUUUGCUAAGAUGGCUAAAAGAUUAGGUUAUGAAAUUACUGGCUUACCAAAUUAUUUAGCAUACCAUGUUGAAGAAUAA
Saccharomycodes ludwigii is the source of this 1197-nucleotide messenger RNA. It is a transcript of the gene MNN9, whose product is annotated as mannosyltransferase complex subunit MNN9. The record is from RefSeq and is a predicted model, not a curated record. Bases 1 to 1197 code for a protein of 398 amino acids. Gene Ontology annotation, molecular function: alpha-1,6-mannosyltransferase activity. Gene Ontology annotation, biological process: cell wall mannoprotein biosynthetic process; protein N-linked glycosylation. Gene Ontology annotation, cellular component: mannan polymerase complex. The transcript has a single exon. Lineage: Eukaryota; Fungi; Ascomycota; Saccharomycetes; Saccharomycodales; Saccharomycodaceae.